Patella vulgata (common limpet) is the source of this 3613-nucleotide messenger RNA. RefSeq lists its product as uncharacterized. Gene Ontology annotation, molecular function: ATP binding. The transcript is spliced from 13 exons. The record is from RefSeq and is a predicted model, not a curated record. NCBI's taxonomy places the organism in Eukaryota, Metazoa, Mollusca, Gastropoda, Patellidae. Gene Ontology annotation, biological process: chaperone-mediated protein complex assembly; photoreceptor cell maintenance. The coding region runs from base 488 to 3607 and encodes 1039 amino acids.
UCCGUUGUGCACGAUCUGGAAAAUAUCUUUCUCUAGGGUUCGGUUUAGGUUUACAAAUUACAAGUCAAAGUGCCCGAAAUGUGGUGUUACGAGUUCAGUCGAAUAAGCCAGUUUUGAUCUUCUAUUUAUUUCCGUUUUUUUCCAGAACUAUUAAAAACAGAAAUCAGAGGAGAGCCAAAAAAAGAUCCCCUCAAUAGUCAAUGAUCAAUAAACGAAUUGAAAAAAUCGCUCCCCUCAAAAAACGCUCCCAGUUUUGACAAGAAGAGUGAUUUAGAAAUUAAGGAGAGUGAUCUGAUAUUAAGGAGAGUGAUUAGUUAAGUGAAUGGGAAAUGGUUCUAAGAUCAAUAACUGCAUUCCUGGUUUCAUGAAUGAUAAUAAACCCCCAAAGACUGGAAAGGAGAGUGAUUUUCAGUUUUAAGAUGAGGGAAAAAAAACUCCCCUCGGUUGACAUUCAGAUACAAGUCCAUGAAUAUCAUUCUUGUUAAAGAUGAGUAACCUUGAAGCAUCCGUAGGUGCAAAAGCCAAAGAUAAUCUUGGAUUGAAUGGGGUGAAAUGUAUUAUUGAUGGAAAUGAUGUUGUUUAUGCUAAAGACUGGGCUGUUUUAUUACACAAUAUACAAGUGCAGGAUGACGGUAUGAGUGAAAUAAUAGUCAACAUCUGUGAAGACUAUCAUAGACAAUAUGGCUGUGGUAUAAAGACUAUGUUAGCUAUGGUAUAUCUAUUAUCACACUCAGCACACAACUUAAUACAACAGAAUGUUCCUCUUUAUUGUGUCAUCAAAUUAAUGAGAGAAGCUAUCCAUGAUUGUAUUGAGCACAUUAAUACCACUACCAUUCCUUUCAAGCUCAUCAACUCAAAUUCCAACCUGAAGGUAGACUCAAUAAAUGGAGAUAACCCAUUUGUGACCCCCAAGGAAGGCACAACAUAUAAAGAUAAAUCAGUUGCAGUAAAAGGAGAUAGCAUAUAUGUAACCUUGAACGAAAAAGCAAUAAAUGAAAAAGAAAGUAAAUUUUUAGUAAAAGAGACAUUUGAAAUUCAAGAUGGAGUUGGUUGUAAUGUCUCCAGUGAUUUUUUAGAUGUUCCUCUUCAGUUUAAGACUCCGUCUGAAUUGAUGCAGAAUGUCCAGAAUGACAGAUCAGAAAUGAAAAAAUUCAAUGAUAAUGAAGAUAUAGUGAAUUGUAAGCCGGUUCUUUUAGAAAUGAAAACAUUAAAAAGUCAAGAAGAAUUAAUAUCUGAUAACGAGGAUAUUUCUUGGUUCUUUGAAAAUUCAACAAAUCCACUGACUUCAGAGGGUUCAUGUGAAAUCCUUGAGACUCACAUUGAAAAAAUGCGUAAAAUAUCCUUUUAUCAAAAAGAUGGAAAUUUCAGUAUGUUGACAUCCAGUGGAAAAUGUCAAUAUGAUUCUGAUUUUGAAGACUGUUUUGAUGAUGAUGAUGAAGAGGAAGCGAAAGAACAUGGUGAAGAUGAAUUGGACUCAUGUUUUAAUUCUGCCCCUGAGAGUGAUAUUCCCACAAAGUAUGAAAUAUUAGAAACUCAUAACAUUUCAAAGAGUGAUAAGAGUUUUCAAAUCAGAGCAUUAGAUACAUCUUUAAAAAAUUCACAAAGUGAUCAAAACAUAGAAAAGAAUGAUGAUUCCAUUGGUAAUCAUCUCAAAACAAAUAAACUUGAAUUGUUUGAAGAAGAUAAAACAACUAGGAAUUGUUCUGUAGAAGAUCAAGAUAAAGUUGAUAAUCCUUAUAUAGAAACUCAGUAUAAUUCAUCAAAAACAAGUAGUGAUAUGAAACGUAUUGAUAAAGUUGAUAAUCUUAAUAUGGAAACUGAGUGUAAUUCAUCAAAAACAAGUAGUGAUAUGAAACGUAUUGACAAAUUAUUACAUGGCUUGUCACUUCGACAACCUUCAUCUUUAAAGUCUGCCAAAACUGUGUUGAAUUCAAGUCGCCAUUUUAAAACAAAUGGCCAGCUUUCUUUGAAUUAUCAACCAGAUGCACAUACUGAAAGUGCAUAUAAUCUUGAAGAGGAAUCAAACCAAAUUGAUAGGCUUUUAAGUAAUUCUAGCUGUCAUUUAAAAACAUUUAAAGCAAAUAAAAAACAUGAAACUAAGAACAUUUUAGACAAAGAUCUGAAUUUAAAAAAAACAAAUGAUUUUCCUACUAACUUUAGUGGAAUACUGGAAAAGCAACCCUGUUUAGAAUCUGUUCAAAGCACCCCCACUAAGAAAUCACAGUUUGUGAACAUGACAUUUAAACCUUUAGAGGAUGAAUACAAAGAUACUAGAGCUAGACUUUGUAUUGAAGCUCUUGGUAGAGGAUUAAGCAGAGGCUCCAAUAUGAUGAAAUAUGCUGUCGACUGUUUGAGAAAACAGAUUUCUGAAGAUUAUAAGACGUUUCAUACACGUCUUCUCAAUUCAUGUUUAUUAAUUGGUCCAAAUCCAGAUUUUACCAGGCUUGUAAAUGGCUUGGUUUUACCAUGUACAACAGAUGACAUAUUAUUGAUGAAGAACAAUCAUCCAGUCAGAUCAUUGUUAUUAACUGGUGAUUUAGUGUAUAAUCAACAUCAUAAAGGCUAUAAGCAAAAUUUAAAAGGCAUAAUAACAACUCAAUCAGUGGCAAAAAUAUCCCAAAAAGAUCUGUGGAUAUCAGAAACUAUAUCUGUUCUAAAUAAGCUAUCUGUUAAUUUUUUAUUUGUCAAAGGUAAAUCAGAUGUCAAAUUAAAGGAUGCACUUCAGACUCAAAACAUAAUUAUAUUAGAUUCAAUACCUUAUAAAGCUCUAGAGAUUUUAAGUUUUACAACAUUAGCUAUUCCACUGGUAUAUAUACAUGAAGCGAAUGAGGGUAAUGUAUGUAAAAAUAUAAAUGUUUUACCAUAUGAUGAAAGUUACUUGAAUUCAAGACAUCACUCAACAACUCAAUUUCAAGUUACUUGUCCUUCAUAUCCAGUUCAGACUUUAGUUAUUUGUCAUCCGUGUCAGUUAGGAUGUGAGGUGAGAGAACAAGAGUUCUGGGCAUGUAUAAACAGACUGUAUGGUGCUAUGAAUGAUAGUAAGAUAUUACCAGGAGGUGGAAGAACUGAAGAGAAAUGUUAUCAGUUUCUUCAGACUAAAGUCAAAAAAGCUUAUGAAGACAUUGGGGAUAAAUUGGAUGAAAUGACUUUAUUUAAACCUGUGGUGUUUGAAGAAAUUUCUAAUGUUUUUAAGGAAUACUUCAAAACUGUUCAACACAAUCAGAAUAUGUGCAGCUCUAGUUGUCAUGGAGAUAAUCUGCAUAAUACAUGUAUGUCUCUUCCGGAAAUUCAAGGUGGCAUUGACUCAACAAAUAUAAAUUUUUCUGAUACAUUUCAGUCAACAGACAACUGCCACAAAAAUCAGAAAGCUUACCAGAUUGAACCCUCUAAAUUCUUGUCAAUGGAAUCAAGCCGUCCAAUAGAAAACUGUGUUACAAAUUGUGUGUUUGAUAAUUUUACAUGUAAAGUGAAUUGUUGGAAGAAAGUUGUAGAAACUAUUGUAGAUAGUAUUAGAACUGAUGCCAUUAUUAAAACUGGUGCAACAAAUGAAAACUGUGAUAAAUUUCCGUCUCUUCAGAUUCAUUCCAUCAAUAAAACUGUUUUAUAAAAAAAA